CAAAAUAUUCAGAUCCACAUCCAUAUUUCGAACUUUGGUGCUUAUCUUAAAAAUUGUUUUGGCAAAAUUGCUACGCAACGCUCCAAUCUCCGAUUUAUGUAGCGGUUUAAUGUGGUGGCCGGCGUAAGCUUCGUUCAUCAAUUGCUGGCGGAGGCCGACACUUCAUUUUCCAAGUAGAUAAAGCGAUAUGGAGUUCGCCGGAAAGGAAGUGGUUGUCAUUUCCGGCUGUUCCGACGGAGGCAUAGGCCACUCCCUCGCCCUAGCCUUCGCCGAUCAGGGCUGUUUGGUAGUUGCAACCAGCAGGUCCCGCUCCUCAAUGGCGGACCUGGAGCACGAUCCAAGAUUUUUCUUACAAGAACUUGAUGUCCUGUCCGACAAAAGCGUUGAGCGAUUAACGUCUCUUGUCAUCGAAAAAUUCGGUCGAAUCGAUAUUUUGGUGAAUAACGCUGGCAUUCAAUGUAUUGGCCCAAUUGCCGAGGUUCCUCUUUCCGCUAUGCAGAAUGCCUUCAAUACCAAUGUUUUCGGGACUAUGAGAUUGAUUCAAGCCGUGGUUCCUCACAUGGCAUCACGAAGAAAGGGGAAGAUUGUGAAUCUGGGAAGUGUCACCGUAUUGGCACCUCUUCCAUGGGCUGGUGCUUAUACUGCAACUAAAGCUGCCCUUCAUUCCGUUUCUGACUGUCUGAGGAUGGAGCUGAAGCCCUUUGGAAUCGACGUUAUCAACGUUGUCCCUGGAGCCAUUAAAUCAAACAUUGGAAGCUCUGCCAUUGCCGGCUUUAAUCAAAUGCCUGAGUUGAAGCUAUUCAAGCCCUUUGAAGCUGCAAUGUUAGCCAGAGCCAAUGCCUCACAAGGCCCCAAGGCUACCCCUACUGCCGAGUUUGCAGAUAAGACGGUGGCUGCGGUUCUAAAAAAGAAGCCGUCGCCUUGGUUCUCUUACGGAGGCUAUUCAACCUUCAUGGCAAUUAUGUACUAUUUGCCCCUCUCACUCAAGGACUUUAUUGUGGAAGCUCUCUCUAAACGAGUUUCGGAUAGCAAAAAGUAGUGUUUUUAUCUAUGGUGAGAGAUAUGAAUUUGAUUUAGAUAGAUUUUGUAUUUGGUGUAGUAAUUUAUAAUAAAGAAUUAGAAAAUUAUAACUUAAAGAUGUGUUUGAUAGGUUUCUGGAUUGAAGGAUUGUUGAAAUAUAUAUGUUGAAAAUUUUACCCAGUA
Messenger RNA from Benincasa hispida (wax gourd), 1203 nucleotides. Its product is annotated as short-chain dehydrogenase RED1-like. Gene Ontology annotation, cellular component: endoplasmic reticulum. Gene Ontology annotation, molecular function: oxidoreductase activity. The record is from RefSeq and is a predicted model, not a curated record. Lineage: Eukaryota; Viridiplantae; Streptophyta; Magnoliopsida; Cucurbitales; Cucurbitaceae.